UACACACAUACACGUGUGCCUAUAAAACGUUCCUCACAUUCAUAUCAUCGUCACUUUUUCUCCCCAAAAUUUGAUUUUUCAGCUAACAAUUUCCCUUGCAGAUUCUUUCGAACCCUAACCCUAACAAAUUUUCACUCCGCAACUUUUCUCCAAAUCCUUAUUUUCGCAGUAAUGGGAGAAACCAAGGACGAUGUUUACGAGGAUGAGCUCCUUGACUACGAAGAGGAAGACGAAAAAGUUCCUGAUUCCGCUGGAGCUAAAGUUAACGGUGAAUCUGGAAAGAAGGGCUAUGUGGGGAUCCACAGUUCAGGAUUCAGAGACUUUCUUCUAAAGCCAGAGCUGCUUCGGGCUAUUGUGGACUCGGGAUUUGAGCAUCCUUCUGAAGUACAACAUGAAUGCAUACCUCAAGCAAUCCUGGGAAUGGAUGUUUUAUGCCAAGCAAAAUCUGGAAUGGGAAAAACUGCUGUUUUUGUUUUAUCAACUUUGCAGCAGAUUGAUCCUAUUCCAGGCCAAGUUUCUGCUCUUAUUCUGUGUCAUACAAGGGAAUUAGCAUACCAGAUAUGCCAUGAGUUUGAAAGGUUCAGCACCUACUUGUCUGAUCUCAAAGUUGCUGUCUUCUAUGGUGGUGUCAACAUUAAAGUUCACAAGGAUCUGUUGAAAAAUGAAUGCCCUCAAAUUGUUGUUGGUACACCUGGAAGAAUACUAGCAUUGUCCAGGGAUAAGGACCUUUCUUUGAAGAAUGUUAGGCAUUUCAUUUUGGAUGAAUGUGAUAAGAUGCUGGAAUCACUUGACAUGAGGAAAGAUGUGCAAGAUAUUUUCAAGUUGACUCCCCACGAUAAGCAAGUUAUGAUGUUUUCUGCAACGCUCAGCAAGGAAAUCCGCCCAGUCUGCAAAAAAUUUAUGCAAGAUCCCAUGGAAAUUUAUGUUGACGAUGAAGCAAAAUUGACCCUUCAUGGUCUUGUUCAGCACUAUAUCAAAUUGAAGGAGGAGGAGAAAAACCGGAAGCUGAAUGAUCUUCUUGAUGCACUGGACUUCAACCAGGUUGUGAUAUUUGUGAAAAGUGUUAGUAGAGCAGCUGAGCUGGACAAAUUGCUUGUGGAAUGCAAUUUUCCAUCUAUAUGCAUUCAUUCUGGAAUGUCCCAGGAAGAAAGGUUGAAGCGUUAUAAAGGUUUUAAGGAGGGGCAUACAAGGAUUCUUGUAGCAACAGAUUUGGUUGGCAGGGGAAUUGACAUUGAACGUGUGAAUAUUGUGAUAAAUUAUGACAUGCCUGACUCUGCAGACACAUACUUGCACAGAGUUGGCAGAGCUGGAAGGUUUGGCACCAAAGGCCUUGCAAUUACAUUUGUUUCAUGUUCAUCCGAUGUUGAUGUUCUCAACAAUGUUCAGUCCCGGUUUGAGGUGGACAUAAAACAACUUCCAGAGCAGAUUGAUACAUCUACAUACAUGCCAUCAUAAUAAUCCACUGUGGUAAUCCUUGGAUCAAUUGGAAGGGAUGAUAUAGCUUUUGCAGAUCAAUUCUAUCUUACCGUCCAGCCAAACAAUGCUCUUAAAACUGGCGAUUUGCCUUGUUGCCUAUUCCAUGUACUUUAUUGACCCGUAAUGCCGUUUUGUCAUUGGUAUUUGGGUUUUGCGAAAUAACUGCUUACAAAUAUAUGUGGAUUAAUUUUCUGUCUUAUGUAGGUUUUUUUCUCUGAAA
Messenger RNA from Vicia villosa (hairy vetch), 1696 nucleotides. RefSeq names its product DEAD-box ATP-dependent RNA helicase 15-like. Lineage: Eukaryota; Viridiplantae; Streptophyta; Magnoliopsida; Fabales; Fabaceae. The coding region runs from base 172 to 1455 and encodes 427 amino acids. The record is from RefSeq and is a predicted model, not a curated record. The transcript has 12 exons. Gene Ontology annotation, molecular function: RNA helicase activity; ATP binding; RNA binding.